This is a messenger RNA of Morchella sextelata, 408 nucleotides long. RefSeq lists its product as uncharacterized. NCBI's taxonomy places the organism in Eukaryota, Fungi, Ascomycota, Pezizomycetes, Pezizales, Morchellaceae. The record is from RefSeq and is a predicted model, not a curated record. The transcript is spliced from 5 exons. Bases 1 to 408 code for a protein of 135 amino acids.
AUGCUCAUCUCGCCCCAUGCUACCUCUAAAGCCUCGAGUCUGCGAGGGGAGAAUACAGUAGAGGAAGGAGGUAUUGAAUACCAAUUCUGUAUCUUGAAUACGAGCAUCCGUGUGGCUCUGCAGGCCAUUCGGCCCUAUCCUGGCGGGAUAUUACGAAUACGUCGAGAUACAGACCAAGCCUCUGGUUUCAAAACAUCCUGCGCAUUUCAAGAUGAUUGCAUGGAUCACUGCGCUACGGUCUCGCCGAACUCCCCCGACGAACAUACAAACUCACAAACAUGCCCCCCUCCACACUAUAGCCCGCGUCUACCAUAUAACAACUCCCUCAUCAGCAAGCAAGCAGAAAUGAAAGACGGUUUCAGUCAUACGGUGUCACUCGAUCACGUGCAGGACCAAAUGUGCAAGUAG